GAAUUACAUGAUCCUUUUGAUAUCCGUGAUGUUGAAUUUCUCAAGUUAUAUAUACUAAGUCCUGAGAUCGAUGGAUUUAAUUGAAACAUUAAGACCAAGAUGGCACGAACGACCAAGUGGUCUUAAUCCUGAACGUCAAGUUUUAGCCGCUUUAAGGUUUUAUGCUGUUGAAUGCUCUCAAGGCGCAAUAGGAAAACAAUGGGAUAUUGCAAUAAGCCAGCCAUUUGUUAGUCGCUGUGUACGAAAAGUUACAGAUGCCAUAAAUGAUCUUCUGCGACAAUGGGUACGAUUCCCCAUGACAGAUGGCGAACGUCAAGUCAGCCGGGAAAAGUUUAGGGCUGCUCCGCAACCGUUCAUAGGUGCAAUUGGAGCUAUCGAUUGCACUUAUAUUAACAUUAAAGGACCCAAGGAGCAUGAAGAAGCAUACGUGAAUCACUGGGGUGAUCACACUCUCAACAUUCAAGUAAUCUGUGAUCCUGAUUUAAAAAUAUUGAAUGUGAACGCGCGAUAUCCAGGUGCACGACACGAUGCUUAUAUUUGGUCAAAUUCUCCUAUACGACGUAUAAUGGAACGAAGAUAUAAUAAUGGAGAACGCAAUAUCUGGUUAAUUGGUUAUGAUGGAUAUAGCCUAGAGCCAUGGCUUAUGACGCCUCUUAAACAUGAAAUGCCAAAUACACCUAGAUUUCAAUAUAACGAGAAUCUAGCAGCGCUAGAUCGUGCGUAGAACGUUUAUUUGACGUUUGAAAAUCCGUGUUCAGGUGUUUAUCUGCUCAGAGGCGCUUAAUGUAUGAGCCAGGUAUGGCUGGUAAAAUUGUUAACGCGUGUGCCGUGUUACACAAUAUGAGGAUUGCUUAUCGUAUACACGACGAAGAAUUAAUUGAAAUGGAUGAAAACUUGCAUCACGUAAACAGAUCAAACAUAGCUGUGAAGUAUGACGACAGAGGUUAUGCAUAUCAAGGGCGGGCACUUGCUAUACGUAUUCAGGACAGCUUUAUUGCUCGGCAUUAUGGAAGAAUAUAAAAAAACAGUUAUUUCUAAAUACGUACAUAUAAAUGACUUAAAAUCUUUUGUAUUAUAUAUUAUAAUUUUAAAAUAAACAAUAUUUCUAGAAUAUAAAUCAAGUGUGUAACAUUUUUAAGCAUAACAUAUAAUAAUAUCGCAUCUCUGCUAGAAGAUGGUUACAUCUCUAAACCUCUUCCCAGGAAUGGCAGCGAUUAAUUCGCUGAAUUGACAUUCCUGUUCCAAUGACCCAAGAUCUUUUUGUGUGAAUUUUAAUCAUAAGAUAUCCUGCGACCCUAGACAUGUAACCUUUAUACAGGUGAAACAGGUUGUGAAACAACAUAUUCCUGACACGAUCGUGGUAAUAACUCGAAUUUGAUCAUUUCAAAGAUGUAACCGUCUUCUAGUAGAGAUGCAAUAUGUAAAGAUAUAAAAACGUUUUUAUUAUAUGUGUGAUUAUGACGUAUUAUAAUUGAAUAGUAUUUUUUCUAUUGACCUAUGCAUAUAAUUAACAGUUGUUAUCAGCUUUUCAUCUAUUUCUAAUCUCCUCUCCUGCUACAAAAUUCUUUUUUCUUCUAACGCAAUCCGUGCACAUUCAUUUUCAGCUUGUAUCAUUGCUGCGUCAGCUUGCUUCUUUGAAGCCUCCGCAAA
This is a messenger RNA of Odontomachus brunneus, 1650 nucleotides long. RefSeq names its product putative nuclease HARBI1. Bases 71 to 724 code for a protein of 217 amino acids. The record is from RefSeq and is a predicted model, not a curated record. The transcript has 4 exons. NCBI's taxonomy places the organism in Eukaryota, Metazoa, Arthropoda, Insecta, Hymenoptera, Formicidae.